AUGUCCAGCGCGUUCGCGAGCGCGGUGCGACGGGCGUUUCAUCGCUCGGACGUCACCACCGCGUCCUCCGUCGCCCUGCGCGCGUUCGCGUCGUCCGUGUUCGAGCGACGGGCGCUCGCACCGUCACUCGCGCGAAGUGCCGCGGUCUCGACCUCGCGACGCGCGCACGCGUCGUCCACGGCGUCGACGGCGAACGCGGGCGAACGCGCGAGUGACUCGCAGACGACGCCGACGUCGUCGACGAGCGAACCGGGGAUGAGUCCGCUGCGUCGGGCGCCGCCGCCGGCGCGCGCGACGCGCGGCGCGGUCAUUCCGGGCGCGCUCACGGAUGGUGGAAUUUCUGAACGCGCGCGCGCUGUUUUACGCGACGCCAAGGGAUCGCCGAAGAAGUUCAGCGCUUUCCUUCGUCUCAUUCGCGGACUGCGCGUGGACGACGCGCUGAUACAGUGCGACAUGUCUCCGAAGAGAGUGGCGAAGACGGUGGGGAAAGUGAUUCAGUCAGCCGUGGGGAACGCGGUGAACAAUCAGGGUCUCGAUCGCGAUCGGCUCGUCAUCGCCUGGGCCACCGUGGGGAAAGGGCAAUAUCUGCGGAGGGUCUCCAUGCACGGUCGUGGGCGCGCAGGGGUGAUGCAUCGACCGCGCACGCACGUGGCGAUAGCUGUGGAGGAAAACGAUGACGUCGAGCGACGCGUACAGAUUUUUGACGACGAGAUGCCUUGGCAGCGAAGGCGUAGACUGGGACGGGCGAAACAGGCGAUCGCGGAGGCCGCGGGUAUCGCGUGA
Molecule: messenger RNA, 783 nt
Organism: Ostreococcus tauri
Lineage: Eukaryota; Viridiplantae; Chlorophyta; Mamiellophyceae; Mamiellales; Bathycoccaceae
Product: Ribosomal protein L22,bacterial/chloroplast-type
Exons: 1
Coding region: 1-783 (260 amino acids)
Biological process (GO): translation; ribosome assembly
Cellular component (GO): ribosome; mitochondrial large ribosomal subunit
Molecular function (GO): structural constituent of ribosome
Source: RefSeq, a predicted model, not a curated record